AGGAGGCUGUCUGGGCCCUGUGAUGGCGUCUGCAGGUCCAAAUCCUGAGGGUGGUGGCCCUGCUUCUGGGCAGGAGUCUGGGGGUCGGAGGCUGUCCUGGCCGGUCCUGCUGCUGACCCUGGCAGCGGUCACCUCCUCAUCUCUUUCUGCUUUGUCUCUGUACCACCUGGUUGCCCUGAGAGCCGAGGUUGAGGAGCUCCGGUCAGAGGUCUUCCGCAAGAGAGAGGAGCAACAAGAGGCCAGGCAUGGAGAGGUAAGAGGUUUACAUGUUCAAAUGUGAUGCUGCAAAUCGGCAUGCUGACUGCUGGAAUGUCCACCAGAGCUGUUGCCAGAUAAUUGAAUGUUCAUUUCUCUACCAAAAGCCUCCUCGAAUGUCGUUUUAGAGAAUGUGUCUGUAUGUCCAACCGACCGCAACCACAGACAACAUGGAUGGUGUCGUGUGGGCAAGCAGUUUGCUGAUGGGGUUAUGGUGUGGGCAGGCAUAAGCUACGGACAACGAACACAAUUGCAUUUUGAAAGAGUGUGCAAAGUUGUCAUCAAGGCAAAGGGUGGCUACUUUGAAAAAUUAAAAUCUAAAAUAUAUAUUUAGGAUUGUUUAACACAUUUUUGGUUACUACAUGAUUCCAUAUGUGUUAUUUAAUAGUUUUGAUGUCUUCUACUAUUCUGCAAUGUAGAACAUAUUAAAAAUAAAGAAAAACCCUUGAAUGAGUAGUUGUGUCCAAACUUUUGACUGGUACUGUAUGUAUGUGUAUGUAUAUGAUGUAGAAACUGGCCACUAGGGGCAAUAGUGAGCACUAUUACCUUCAAGUAUGCUUUGGUUUUGCUAGGGUGUUGUGGAUUGGUGUAAGCAUCUACCGCUGGUUGAUAUUUUUAUUUUAAGCUUAUCCCAAACCUUAACCAUUCGGAGUUAAUGCCUAACCUUAAGAAUUCUGAGUUAAUGACUAAACUUAACCUUGGAACGAUACAGAGAAGUAUCCAAAUACUUUGAAAUUUGACUUUUGGAACAACUUCCAAAUUUAAUUUUUGAGAAACAUGGAUGAAUGUCUAAUUCGGACAUGAGACUAUGAGAUCUUGUUGCGAUUUGAGAAGGGCGUUCCUCCCUCACUGCUUUUGCCUGUUUAGGUCACGGGCCGAUAGCUUGUUGUAGUUAAUCGUACUCCCUCAUUGUGAGACAUCUCACUCAUUAUCAGAGAACCCGGGUUACGAAAGUAACCUUCAGUUUCUGAUGCAUUACCCAGACACUGCAGCAGAUGAGCAGCAGCUCCAGAGCCAGAAGGAGCAGCCCAGACCCUCCACACCCCCCUGACUCCCAGCCCCAUCCACACCCCCCUGACUCCCAGCCCCAUCCACACCCCCCUGACUCCCAGCCCCAUCCACACCCCCCUGACCCCCAGCCCCAUCCACACCCCACUGACCCCCAGCCCCGUCCACACCCCCCUGACCCCCAGCCCCGUCCACACCCCCCUGACCCCCAGCCCCAUCCACACCCUCCUGACCCCCAGCCUGGGCUGUCCUUCGUCAGGAAGAGGAGUGUGGGCACAGGAACUGAGAACACAGGCAAGACUUCCAAUACUAUUCAGUGGGACUGUUUGUGUCUGUUUGACAUGUUGAGAUGGGACAUAUAGCACGUUAGAAAAAGAGGAAAAUAUGCACAUCAAACUUAUCUGGUGCAGGACAGAAGAAUGUAUCAAAGAAAAAAGAAAUGUCCACAACUCUGGUAUGCUCCCAUGGUGACUUAACCUGAUGAAGAUCCAACUUGGAUCGAAACGUUGUCUCAUUGUGCGUCUGAUUAAAUCACCAUGGGAGCAUACCAGAGUUGUGGACAUUUCUUUUUUCUCUCAUAUAGCAUGUUGUCACUGUCAAUGCUGUGUUAUUUUUAGCUCAUAUUCUGUGAAAUGGGGCUGUUGCUUUGAACACUGAACUGAGUUAUUUCUGGCAAGCUGCAAAAUUUCAUGAUUGUAAUCUCUCUUUCUCUCUCUCUCUGUGUUUCUGUCUCUCUCUCUCGCUCUCUCCCUCAGUGUGUCUCUCGCUCUCUCUCGCUCUCUCCCUCAGUGUCUCUCUCUCUCUCUCUCUCUCUCUCUCUCUCUCUCUCUCUCUCUCUCUCUCUCUCUCUCUCUCUCUCUCUCUCUCUCUCUCUCUCUCUGACUAGAAAUAACUCAUAUUGUACAUGGUGAGGUUAUUGAAUCGAUACAAAACUGUCCCUCUGUCCUCCCCUCCCUCUAGUGUCUCAACCUUGUCUACAGAUGCUGGCAGAUAGCAACAGGAAAACAUUCCAGAAAGGUACUGAAAACCUGGAAAUGCAGUCAUUGACUGAAAUACUUAAGUUGACUGAAGGACAUACAGACUGAGUCUAGGUAGUUCAUCAUGUUUGGAUUGACUCAUGCAUGGUUUGCUUGUCCAGAUUGGUGAUGUUUAGAUUGACUGAUGCAUGGUGUGUGUGUUCUGUUGUUGUGCAGUGUUUGCAUUGGAGCCUUACACAGGGAUCCCCUGGCAGGCGGGGCUUAGGAGAGGCUCCGCCCUGGAGGCAGAGAGUGACAGCAUCCUGGUCAGAGAGGAGGGAUACUAUUUUGUCUACAGUCAGGUGAGAGCUAGUCUCCUUCAGGUGGGAAAUAGGUGUAUCACAUAGACAGCUCACAAGCCCUAACUCUCCCCAUUUCUCUCCAUAUGUGCUGCAAUAGUGUUCACAAUAGCUAAAAAAAACAACCGUAACUAUCAUUCCCCCCCCCCAUGCAGGUGUACUACAUGGACACAACCUUUGCCAUGGGUCAUGUGGUGAUUAGGAAGAAGAGGAACGUGGUGGGAGAUGAAGCUCAGCAUGUCACAUUGUUCCGCUGUAUCCAGAACAUGAACCCUGUCUACCCAUACAACACCUGUUACACAGGGGGUGAGUCUGUCUUUGUGGGCAUGUGUGAGUGUCUGCACAUUUGUGUGUGUGUGUGUUUGUGAGUAGGUGUGUGAAUGUACGUGUUUGUGUGCUGUUUCUGAGUGUGUUAACUGUGUUCUCUGUAGGUGUAGUGAAGCUGGAGGUCGGGGACAGUGUGGAGCUGUUGAUCCCUCGCUCUACAGCCAAAGUUUCUCUGGAUGGAGACUCCACGUUCCUGGGGGCUGUCAGACUGGCCUGACCCUGACCAGGGGAGUUGGACUGGGGGGACUAGGGGAUACAAUCGGCAUCAUGUGGAGAUGGACACUGCUGGGACUAGAAGUUUUGAUCUGGUGGAUACUGGUGGUGGUGUACAAGAUAAUUAUUUUAAAUGAACUAUGGCUUGUGGGUCUCAUAGCAAUAUGAUCUAUUCUACUAUGAUGCCAUCUGCUUUACAGUGUGACUGAGGGACGGACGGACAGACUCAGAAUCCUGGCCUAUGACUGGAGAGCCUGGCUGAUGAUGAUGAUGAUGAUGAUGAUGACGACAGUAGUGUCACCCUCUGUCACUGUGUGUGAUCUGAAAUGUUUGAGGCUUAUACUGGCAGGUGUCUCACCAUUCACUCAUAAACUUCUUUACACAUGUUAUGAUCAUAUACAGUACAUAGAUAGUCAAGACACAGUCCCAGCCAUGACUACCUCUCUGUCAGAAUUCACUUUGAUGCCAAGAUGAUGAUCAUUUUGACCACCUGCAUACUAAUAAAAUAGGCCCUUUUUGUAUUUCAUUGUGUUGUAUCCUGUCUAUAACAAUGUUAUUGAAUGGUGUGGAGUGAGUUGUCAUCAUUCUACCAGAAGGGAGCAGCAGCACUCAAUUAAUUGGUUUCCCAAGCAGCACCUGACCAUGUAUUACAAUAAAUGCAGUUAAUCACUAUGGCUGGUGGUAAUGAUAGUGAUGUCAUCCCUUCCUGAGAGGGGGUAAGUUGUACCACUUGUGACCACCAGAGGGAAACCUUCCCACAGGAAACAGCAGUGUAGCACAGAACAGUACUGGCACAGAUAGAAUAAUGAGACUGUCACGACUUCCGCCAAGGCUGUCUCCCCUCCUUGUUCGGGCAGGUUUCGGCAUUCGUCGUCACCGGCUUACUAGCUACUGCCAAUCCCAUUCUCAUCAUUCCACUUGUCAUGUCUUGUCUUGUCAAUCACACACACCUGGUGCUCAUUCCCCUAAUUAGUAUGUGUAUAAGUGUUCCCUCUGUUCCCCUUGUCUUUGUGAGUGAUUGUUUCAUUUUGAGAGCGAGUAGCUCGGUUUAGCUACUCUUCCAUUUGUUAUUGCCAAGGUGGAAUAUUUCCCUUGUGAUAGUUUUGUUUUGACGCUUGGUGCUUUUUAUUUAUGUAAAUGGGAUAAACUCUGGACUUCAGUGUUUUACCUCCUGCGCCUGACUCCUUCAUUCACACCUCAUCACAGAGACAGAUAUUUCACUGGAUGUAUAAAUGUGAAGUGUCCGGUUGGCGUUUCCACUCACUACCAAAUAUGGUAGUGAGGGGAAGCCUACUGGUGGGUGGUGACUAGUGGUGGCUAUUGAGCAGCCUGAGAGUAGAAACUAUUGGCCAGUCUUUCAGUUUUUGCAAUGAUGCUCCUGUACUGACUGAUUGAAGCGGGGAGAACAGGGCAUGGCUUGGGUGGCUGGGGUCCCUGAUGAUCUUCUCGGCCUUCCUGCGACACCUGGUGUUGUAGGUGUCCUGUAGGGCAAGCAGUGUGCACGUAUCACCCUCUGAAGAGUCUUGCAGUCUGCAGCGGGGUAGUUGCCGCACCAGGCAGUGAUGCAGCCUGACUAUGCUCUCGAUGGUGCUCCUGUAGAACACUGUGAGGGCCCUAGGGGACAGGCUGAAUUUCUUCAUCAUCCUGAGGUUCAAGAGUCGCUGUCGUGCCUCCUUGACUACGGUGUCUGUGUCGUUAAACAAUUUCAGCUUCUCUGAAAAGUGUACGCCAAAGAAUUUGAAGUUAUUGACCGUCUCCACGGCGGCCCCGUUGAUGAGGAUGGGGACGUGUCCAGCCUGAAGUCCACAAUCAGCUCCUUUGUUUUGCUAACGUUGGCACCACACCAUCAGAGUGCCUCCCUCCUCCAUGUAGGCUGUCUUGUCAUUGUAGGUAAUCAGUCCUACUACUGUCGUGUCAUCAGCGAACUUGAUGAUGGAGUUGGAACUAUGUGAGGCCACGCAGUCGUGGUUAUACAGGGAAUACAGCAGGGGACUGAGGACAAACCCUUGUUGGGCCCCCGUGUUGAAGAUCAGUGUCGAUGAGGUAAUGUUGCCUACCUUCACCACCUGGGGGCGGCCAGUCAGGAAGUCCAGGACCCAGUUGCAUAGGGAGGAGUUUAGACCCAGGGCCGUGAGCUUUGUAAUGAGCUUAUAGGACACAUGUAGGCAGGAUGCAGGUCUGUAUCUGUCUUUUUACUGAAACUCACUAACAGAACUCUCCCAAAAGUAGUGCUGUAUGCACUGUGUGUAGUUAGAGUGAAACAAAUUGAAAUGAAAGGACAUGCCUGCACAUGGUUCUGCCAAUUAUGUUAGCCCGCUAUGGCUGUAUUGUGAGGUGCAAGGAGAAACAGAAGCACUAUAACUAUGAAUGUAGAGGUAGGUCUGGGAGAUAGACUACCACACUCCAAUAACCUUCAAUCUAACUAGACAUUUCCUCAACUGCAAUGACAGGACGGACACAGAUGGAGGGAUUACCAUUGAAAAUAGCUAUCAGAUCAGUAUAGAAAAAGAUGGGGGCUAGGUUAUACCCUCUAGAUGUAGCAGCAGAGUGUGUCUAUAAUAAUGUUUUUUUUGUUGUUGUUGCUUAUGCUGGAGGGUAUAAGAGAUGAUGAACCUCAUUUGGUGCUUUACAUAAUCUGACACACACACACACACAACGAUAAGGGAUAACAUCAUCCUAAAGCAAGGAGGAGAGCAGACGCUUACUCACUCUGCUGUUCUGCCCCCUAGUGGAUUACACAACACAAUGCUCCUAGGUGUUUCCAUUUGGCCUAGUUCUGCAGUCUUUGGGGAGAGUUGAUUCACAAUCACAGACAUCACAUUAUCUUUGGUACCCUUCCCCAGAUCUGUGCCUCAACACAAUCCUGUCUCGGAGCUCUACGGACAAUUCCUUCGACCUCAUGGCUUGGUUUUUGCUCUGACAUGCACUGCCACUGUGGGAUGUUAUACAGACAGGUGUGUGCCUUUCCAAAUCAUGUCCAAUACAUUUAAUUUACCACAGGUGGACUCCAAUCAAGUUGUAGAAACAUCUCAAGGAUGAUCAAUGGAAACAGGAUGCACCUGAGCUCAAUUUUGAGUCUCAUAGCAAAUGGUCUGAACACUUAUGUAAAUAAGGUUUUUCUUUUCUUGUUUUUCUUUUUUUGCAACUAUUUCUAAAAACCUGUUUUCACUUGGUCAUUAUGCGGUAUUGUGUGUAGAUUGAUGUUUUUUUUUUUUAUUCAAUCAAUUUUUAAAUAAGGCUGUAACGUAACAAAAUGUGGAAAAAGUCAAGGGGUCUGAAUACUUUCCGAACUGUAUAAAAUGGAAGGGAGUUCCAUGCACUCAUGGCACUGUAUAAUACUGUAUAUUGCAGCUAUUCAGACAGCAACUAUCAUCUUCAGUCACUGAAGAUGUGUUGAGGCAUUUUCUUAAAUACCGGCCACUUAUAAAAUGUUAAACCUUCUGUAAAAUCUAGGCCCAUGUAGCAUUAUCUAUCAAUCAUACACAGGGCUGUUGUGGUGACCGUAUUACCGCCACACCGGCGGUCACGAGUCAUGAAGGCAGUCAAAUUCCACGUGACCAUUUAGUCACGGUAUAAAGGCUUUUCCAAGCUCUGAUGCUGCUGAUGGUCAACUUGCUAACUGCCUGGUACUCAGCACUCUAUUGUCCCUCUAAUCACUCUGACAUCAAUGCAAAUGUCUUCGAAAAUCUAAUUAAACACUUCAUGAGAGCUCAUGUGGUGCAACAUUUCUAUAGGUUAUGCUAUUGCAUGAGAAAACAGAGUGAUGACCUCUACUAAAAAGAGGAGGAUCCCAUCAGCUUUCUAUAGGCUAGGCCUACUAUUCUUUUUUUUCCUAAACUUUCCUAAUAUUAAGCACAUUGUUUAUCUUUACAACAGGAGUAUAGCCUACCUAGCUGGCGUGAAAAUGAACCACGGGAAAAGUGUCCCUCCAUUCACUAUCCAUUCACUACUUAAGUGCAUAGAUGACAUGUAUUUUUUUCCCGCUGCCACUGUUUUGAGACAGGUGUAUGAUAAUGGUUCAUUCUAAAUCAAAACAAAUUUCACACAUACAUUGUUUAGUAUAUGUAAAGACAAGAUAAUCAAGAAUAGUCUGAUGGGUGACAAUAUUAGCCUAUCACUUGUGAAUGAUGCCCAGCUUAAGGCAAACAGCACAUACUUUUUUUUGCAUCUUUUUCAAAUCAUCGUCGCACACCUCAUGUAGCCUAGCCCAUAGGUCUAUAUGUUUUGAUAAGGUUUGUAUCAUAACUAAAGUGGCCAAAUAACUUCUUAAAAUGAAGCACAUUAAUCUGCUUUACAUGGGGUUUAGAGCCUAACUGGCAUACAUAAGCAGCGCGUGAGUUUCAAGUUUGGGGAAGAUAAUUUUCACCAUAAAAAUGCACCUUUAUAAUAUUUGCGGUCAGUUUUGAUAAUGGUAUUUUCCGGCUAAUGGAACAUUCGCGCUUAUAGCCUACUGCCAUGUGCGCAUUGCUGUGCUUAUAAUGUGAAGAAAAUGCCUAAUAGUUUAUCAACAUUUUAAGCAAAAUGUUCUGUUCUGUUGCGUCAGCCACAUUGUGUAAAAAAUGUGUUUUUGAUGCUAGUGGUUGUAUUAAUUUGGGAUCUAUUGCAUCCCACAACUAUCCCAGACUAUGUUUGGAAUAUUUAUUUCUCGCACAGAAUAGAAUAGGUAAACUUUUGUACUAUGGGGGAUAGUAGAUUGACAUAGGCUAGUGCUUUUGCUGUUCGUUAGGCCUGCUAAUCUUGUUGGCUGACGAAAAGUAAAUGUGGACAGUUCUUCCAAAAUCUUCAAUAUGCACCACACGCAGUUGCGUCCCCGAUGUGUCUGUCUUCACUUGUAGCCUGUGAGAAAGACCCGAUCUCGUGAUGGAAAGCCAUGUGAGUGAGAGGUGCUUAGGAGCGCGCAGAACUCAGGGAGAACGGCACAAAGCAGCACUACGGGCCCAGGGCACAACGGCCAAAGGCCGCAAAAGGCAUGGAUUUUUUUCGGGUGCAUUACGGCCACAAAGUGGAUGCCGCCAUGAACUUCGAGGUGUUAUCAAGUGCUUGUCAAAUUGUGAAUGAGAGACUAAAGAAGUGUGUACAGCCUGCGCAAAAAAGUUUAAGCAGAGCUUAUGACUUUCAAUCGACUUUUUUCAAAUCAUCAUUAGAGUCGUGCAGCCUUACAAUGUAUUACAAAUCUAAACAUAUAGCCCAACGUAUGUAGAACAACUAAAGUUACAUGAAUAACUUUAAAUUAAGCAUAUGGGAGUAACUAUUUCUUUGUUAACCGCUCAACACAGAAUAGCUGCAUGUGCCCACUCCCUCAAACUCAAAUCGUUUGGAGAAAAUGUUUAUAUUUUAUUCAGCUUUGUUAAUACUAUAAAAUAAUGGAAUUCUAAGCAAAUCUUGUCUGCUAAAUGAACUAGUGUAGCCCACAGCCAUUUGGCAUAGCCAGAUCAGGACCUAACAUAAGGACAACUCAGAGUAUGCUAUUCUGUUCUUCUGAAAUUGAUUAAAUUUUCUUCAUAUCAUGCUUCUUUAGACCUGUGUAAAAUAAAUAAUGGAUUUAUUGUGUAGGUGUAGGCUAUAUUACAUGGAUUUAUUAGACUUAAAAUGUAGAUGUUCCAAAGGUCUGCAUCAGUGGCUUGUAGACUAUGUGUGGAAGCCAAGAGAUGCUAAAUGUGUUUAUGUUAAUUAACGGUCAAUUACCGUUAUUUGCUUGGCAAUCACCGGCUGACGAAAUUUCGUGACCUUCACAGCCCUAAUCAUACACUUUAUAAAGCAUUCAACGGUUUACUCUCCUGAUAUAAAUAUCAAAGUGCCACAGUUUUGCUCCACUGAGACUGUUUCAUCAUACUUUGCUAUGCAACACUGGAUUGUCAGAAGAAUUGGGUGACAUUUAAACUCUUCUCUUCCUUAUACCCUCAGCCAGAUAUCUGUGAUAGGAAUUAUG
Messenger RNA from Coregonus sp. 'balchen', 9047 nucleotides. Lineage: Eukaryota; Metazoa; Chordata; Actinopteri; Salmoniformes; Salmonidae. The record is from the annotation of a GenBank genome assembly.